Pleuronectes platessa (European plaice) is the source of this 2250-nucleotide messenger RNA. It is a transcript of the gene stard14, whose product is annotated as START domain containing 14. The record is from RefSeq and is a predicted model, not a curated record. The transcript has 6 exons. Gene Ontology annotation, molecular function: lipid binding. Lineage: Eukaryota; Metazoa; Chordata; Actinopteri; Pleuronectiformes; Pleuronectidae. The coding region runs from base 230 to 1036 and encodes 268 amino acids.
UGCUGUGACGUCGGGCGCGUUGAAGGCAUGGCUCAGGAAUUCACCGCAAGAAAAUCCUGCUCGACCUGUUCGACGAUCAUCUCCCAUCGAUCCAGCCCCGCCGGGUCCCGUCACACACAGACACACACUCCGGGCCGAGCAGGUGCUUUGUUGUGAGUCCCUCUUACUUUCCGUGGCUCCUCUCUCUCUCUCUCUCUCUCUCAGUGGGAAGUUAACUUUGAAUUGGAAGAUGUCCGCGGAGAACAUUUUACCCGACGAGGCGAUGUUCGCUGACUUCAGGCUGCAGUGCCUCUCCACCGACAGCUGCUGGCUGAAGAAGUACGACAACAACAGCGACAUGCAGGUGUGGGUGGAACAUCCCUCGGCCAAGAAGGGAAACAACGUCCCAAAGAACCACACGAUCAAGUGCAAGAUGACCAUCAGGGACGUGUCCGCCGCCGUCAUGUACGACGUCCUCCAGGACGGCCAGUACCGCAAGAAGUGGGACCCCACCAUGCUGGAGAGCCGCGACAUCGCCCGGCUCUCUGCUAACGCUGAUGUGGGCUACUUCGCAUGGCUCUGUCCAAAGCCGAUAAAGAACCGAGAUGUGGUGACGCUGCGUUCGUGGCAGGUGAAGGAUGAAGAGUACAUGAUCGUUAACUUCUCAGUCAAGCACCCGAAAUACCCCCCGCGCAGCGACCUCGUCAGGGCCAUUUCCAUCCUCACCGGCUAUUACAUCAAGCCCAUAGGACCCAGCAGCUGUGCCUUCAUAUACCUUUCACAAGCCGACCCCAAAGGUUCUCUUCCAAAGUGGGUGGUGAACAAAGCGUCUCAAGUCUUGGCUCCGCGGGUGAUGAAGUGUUUGCACAAGGCGGGAAAGAACUACCCCGAGUGGAAGCAGCAGAACUCCCCCGAACAGAAGCCCUGGCUGUACCCGGAGCAGAACACGCUGCCCAUGAUGGACCCCGCCGAGCUGUCGAUACAGCGAGCCGACUCGCUGGAGAACGUGGACGAGAGCUCCAAGGUGGACGCGCAGGACAGCGAGGACAGUAGUUAAAUUGAAGUGACGGAAGGAGGGAAGGAGGGAGGGAGAGGAGGAUGGACUGAUUAUCCUCAUGAAAACAAAAAGACUUGAGACCUCCUACUGUGUGACUUCGCCCUAAUCCUCCAGUUUUUCCACAUCAGAGUGCCUUGUGGGAUGAGCAUGAAGUACAAAGUGUUUACAGCUGUCUUAACAGUAGGAAGUGAGGACAGAUCAAGUUGCCAUUCACCUCGGUCUAUGUCGAACUAAGCUAAACACGUGUCCAGUGUUGUCCUUACAGCAGAUGUUACAGGUGUUGGGCUUUGAAUGUUGGCCUGGUGGAAGCUUUACUUAUACAGUGGCGACUCUGUAACAUGUGCACUAACCCAUUUUAAAAUGUUGGGAAAUUGAGUUACCUUUAAUGAGGGACUAAAAAGAAGUAAGAAGAAUUGUCAUCGGUGAAAGUGAAGUUAAAUACCAACAUUUAUAACGCAACAAUUGUUUGUCAAAACAUAGACUAUUUACCACCCUUUUUAUUCGAAGUCAACAAAAUUGACAAUAUAAUAGUCCCUUUUUUAUUUUGUUAAAUCUCAUUAUAAUUAUUGUUGGUUGCAGGUUUAAACCGGCUUCAUGAUAAUGUGAUUACAUGAAACGUGCUGUUUGUGCAGCAGCUCAGAGCAUCGACUGUGAAUCUGAACAAUUUGCCUUAGGGGAGUGAGGGGGGGGGGGGGCUAAUCCAAAACAAAAAAGAAACCUCGCUGUCAUUACGUUUGCCACUGAUUUUGUUUUUAAAAUGUGAAUUUUAUUGUGUAAUACACACUUCAUUUUAUUUAGCCAUGAUAAGUAAUUACGAGUAGCUCUGCUCCAUCCUCCUUAUGUUAUACAGGAGGGCUGUGUGAAGGUUCAUUGUGACGUGCAAAUAUAGUGUAUUUAUUGAAAUCUCUAUAUAAGUUAUACAGACUGUAGACUUGCAUCGACACUCAAGGAUUAGAUCAGCAGUUGGUCUGUAAGGAUGAAAAUGUAGCUGGGUUGUAUUAACACUUAAAUGUUAAGAAGUUUGUAUUUUUGUCAGUUAGAAAAAACUUUGCCUGAAGGCCCCUGAUUUUAGUUUUAUAUAUUUAUUUGAAGUUACUUUAACUGUAGAUGAAGCCAUGUUGGAGAAACGACGCUGGAGUGUCGUCCCGCAAGCUGAGAUUGUUUAGUUUUUGCUUCUUAAGAUAUAUGUUAUAAACAAAACUUCAAGGUCUUGA